Xiphophorus couchianus (Monterrey platyfish) is the source of this 1049-nucleotide messenger RNA. RefSeq names its product high mobility group nucleosome binding domain 1a (gene hmgn1a). The coding region runs from base 213 to 509 and encodes 98 amino acids. NCBI's taxonomy places the organism in Eukaryota, Metazoa, Chordata, Actinopteri, Cyprinodontiformes, Poeciliidae. Gene Ontology annotation, molecular function: nucleosomal DNA binding. The record is from RefSeq and is a predicted model, not a curated record. Gene Ontology annotation, cellular component: chromatin; nucleus. The transcript is spliced from 6 exons.
GGUAGGACAAGGGAUAAAAUACAUAAGGAGCGAGGGAUCCAAUCCAGUUAAAGCUAGUUGGGGUACUGGUUGAACCUUAAAUAUAACGUUAGCACACUUCCGUGGAAGUAUAGGGUUGAGGUGUACGUCUGACCUGCAGGGUUUCUUAGUUUUAUCGGAACUAAAAGGUUGAAAUUUUCCUUACUGUAGCUGUCUCGCCAAACAAAACGAGAAUGGGACGGAAAAAGGCAACUUCCAAUGCAGAUGCAGCUGCAGAGCCAAGACGGAAGUCUCAAAGGUUGUCAGAGAAAGAGACCCCGGAAAAGCCACAACCAGAGAAGACAAAGGCUCCUCCUAAGACCAAGAAGGUAAAGGAGGCAGCAAAGGCUGAAGAGAAGAAAGAAGAAGCCCAAGCAGAGAAAGAAGUUCCUGCAGAAAAUGGCGAGGCCAAAGCUGAGGAGGCUGCUGCAGCAGAUGAUCAGGCAGACAAAAAGGAAGCCAAGGCUGAAGAGGAUGAGAAAGCAGAGUAGCGGCGAUGGUUUCCUGUACUUCUUUUUGUUGUAAAAUGCAGAGAAUAUUUUUAUCAGCUAUUUUCUUAAGACGGCAUUGUUUUUAAGGAUGUGAUUGCAUUUUUAAAGUACUUAAAUGUCUGUUAAAUUUCCAAAGCUUUUGUGAAGGGACCCUUUCUGUCAUUGUGUUGAUUGUAUUUUGUGACAUCCUACAUGUUUCAGGAGUGAGAGUUUGUUCAGAGGGACCAUAUCACCGGUACUAUCGUGGAUGCUCAAAAUGCUGUGAGUGGAAUAAUGCUGUGGAAGCUAAAGCAUUAUUUUGUGUUUGAACUUUGGUGCUAAGCUUUCACUUUGUUUUUGUUUUGUUGUUUUAUUUUAUUUUUUCCCCAUCUGAAACAAAUGCUUUUAAUUUUCUGGUACAGUAGUGAACAAUGUUGAGACAUCAUUGCAGAGGUAGUCGUUCAUCCUUUUAGGAUCUUUGGUUUGGGGAUUUUAUCUUUUUCAAAUGCAUUUAUGUUAUAGGUGGUAUAAAAUGCCAAUUAAAAUUGUUGUUUCUGUAAA